Messenger RNA from Arachis ipaensis, 1934 nucleotides. Its product is annotated as putative E3 ubiquitin-protein ligase XBAT31. The record is from RefSeq and is a predicted model, not a curated record. Gene Ontology annotation, molecular function: protein binding. NCBI's taxonomy places the organism in Eukaryota, Viridiplantae, Streptophyta, Magnoliopsida, Fabales, Fabaceae.
UGAGUGAGCUAAGAGCUACGAGGAUGUAAUAAUUUCUGAGGGAUCUCCAAAGCCAACUCACUGCUCUGACACACUUACCCCUCUUUCUCUCUCUCUUGUCUCCAACUCUAACUCAAACUCAAACUCACUCACAACCCCCAACCUCCAUAAAUGUGAAAACUUUCUUCCACCUCUUAGAUUUAAACCCAACUCCACCACCCACCCACCACCUUCUCUUCUCUGCCAUGGGUCAGGGGAUGAGUUGCAGAGCUAGUGGCAAUGAACAUGGUCUCUUCCGUGCAGUUCAGCAUGGUGACAUUGGAACCGUUUCUUCUCUGCUUCAAACACACCCUACUCUCAUGCACCACACCACUGUCUAUGACCGCCACUCUCCCCUUCACAUUGCUGCUGCCAAUGGCCACUUUCAGAUUUUGUCUAGGCUUUUAGAUGGAUCUGUGAAUCCAGAUGUGUUGAAUCGCCAAAAGCAGACUCCACUUAUGUUGGCAGCGAUGCACGGCAAGAUCGCCUGUGUGGAAAAGCUCCUUGAAGCUGGUGCUAAUGUGUUAUUGUUUGAUACUCAUUAUGGCAGAACAUGCUUGCACUAUGCUGCUUACUAUGGUCAUUCUUCUUGCCUCAAGGCAAUUCUUUCUGCUGCUCAAACAAGUCCAGUGGCUGCAUCUUGGGGGUUUGCACGGUUUGUGAAUAUUAGAGAUGGUAGAGGUGCAACACCAUUGCACUUAGCAGCACGUCAAAGACGAGCUGAAUGUGUACAUAUUCUAUUGAAUAGUGGAGCUCUUGUUUGUGCUGCAACUGGAAGAUAUAGCUGUCCUGGUAGCACUCCUCUUCAUCUGGCAGCUAGAGCAGGGUCCCUUGAUUGUGUCCGGAAACUCUUGGCAUGGGGUGCAGAUCGUCUUCAGCGCGAUGCAUCUGGGCGAAUACCUCAUGUGGUUGCUCUGAAACACAAACAUGGUGCAUGUGCAGCAUUGUUAAACCCUGCAUCUGCAGAGCCUCUAGUUUGGCCAUCACCCUUGAAGGUAAUAAGUGAGCUUAAUCCGGAGGCCAAAGCGCUAUUAGAGCAGGCACUGAUGGAUGCAAACAGAGAAAGGGAGAAAAACAUCUUGAAGGGAAGUGAGUACUCUCUUCCAUCUCCUUCGGACUCUGAUGGAGCAGAUGAUAAUAUCUCAGAGAUGAGUGAGACAGAAUUGUGCUGCAUCUGCUUUGAGCAAGUUUGCACAAUUGAAGUCCAAGAUUGUUGCCACCAAAUGUGUGCACAAUGCACACUAGCACUCUGCUGCCACAAUAAGCCGAACCCUGUCACGGCUUCCCUUACCGCGCCAGUUUGUCCCUUCUGCCGAAGCACCAUAGCCAGGCUGGCAGUUAUCAAGAUAGAUUGCUACGACGACUUUGAUCCAGACAGUGUCGAAAUCAGUUGUUCCAAGCACAGCAAGUCAAGGAAGUCCUGGAACUUCAAUGAGUGCAGUAGCAGCAGCUUCAACAAGGGAUUACCUGCUGCUGCAGUCGGUUCAUUCGGAAAGGUGGGCAGCCGAAGCUCCGGAAGGGUUGUUGCUGAAAACGAGUGGGUUGAUAACAAGCAACAGUGAUGCAUUGUUGAUAUCAAUAUUUCACCAAAUUGAUAAAUGUUGAAGUAACAAGUUGCUUGAUGAAGAAGAAAAAAUGAAAAGCAUGGAAAGAAUGAUAUACUGUAUAAUGUAAUAUAUUGGGAAGUAAGCAAAGUUACUUGAGAAUGAAGAAGCAUCAACUGCAUCGAUGAUUUUGGGCAUGAUCAAAUCAAAUGGAUAUUGUGUAUAAUUAAGUAUUCAAGUGAAGUGAGAAAUUCUUUUUCUCGGCAAAGUAGCCAGAAAGUCUAAGAUCAUAUGAAAAUGUAUUGUAUUUGCUUCUUAUUUGUUUCUGUGUAUCAAAAUAUUCAAUAAUAUCACGUGGCAAUUGUUUUAUUG